AGAUCACUGUCAGCACACUCAUCCUCCCUUGAGAUCCAAAAUGCGCUUCUUGAUCGCCACUUGUCUCCUUGCGGCUGUCUGCCACGGCCAGUCCGUGAAGCCCGGCAGUUGCCCCGAAUUCACAACCAAGCUCGACUUCGAAAUCCCCCCUUACAUGGGCAAGUGGUAUGAAUUUGCCAGAUUUGCUACACCAGACCAGACUGACCAGACCUGCAACUACGCUGAAUAUUCCGACAACGGCAACGGCACAGUCGCAGUUCACAACGCAGGCCUGGGAGCUGAUGGUUCCUUCACAGAGAUCUAUGGCUGGGUCGAGCCCUCGGACGUGGGAGGGGCCCUUCUGCUGCAUCUCAACGGAGUGCCCGUCGUAGGAGACUACAACGUGCUGGAAACCGACUAUGAAGGCUACUCCUCUGUGUACUCCUGCCAAAGCCUCCUCGGUCUGGGUCACGUCGAACAGGCUUGGAUCCUCGCUAGGACGCCCACCCUCGAGCAGAGCCAAGUUGAUGCCGCCGUUGCAGCCUUCACGCGCUUCGGAAUCGACGUGGAUCAGUUCUUGACGACGCCACAGGAGAACUGCGUCUUUCCCUGAGGUGUUGGUGGGAUGAUCGCCAUCGCGAAAGGAAGCGCGGAGAGCUGCGUUGGUGUACCCGCAUGUUGAGGUCGUGUUAUGUGCUACUUAAUUUAUUAAUUAUUUAUGAAGCUAAAUAUAUCAUAUAACAAAUGUA
Penaeus indicus is the source of this 728-nucleotide messenger RNA. Its product is annotated as apolipoprotein D-like. The transcript is spliced from 4 exons. Bases 41 to 592 code for a protein of 183 amino acids. Gene Ontology annotation, cellular component: cytoplasm. The record is from RefSeq and is a predicted model, not a curated record. Gene Ontology annotation, biological process: lipid metabolic process; response to reactive oxygen species. Gene Ontology annotation, molecular function: pigment binding. NCBI's taxonomy places the organism in Eukaryota, Metazoa, Arthropoda, Malacostraca, Decapoda, Penaeidae.